AUGUCGGCAACAUUGCAGCUUCAGUCAAUUUCGGGCAUCAUUACCCAAGUACGAGAAACGUUAGGUGAAGUGCCACCAGCGCUUAUCGGUGCAUCAACUACGGUGGUUGGCGAUAAGGCGUAUGUCUUUGCAGGGCGAUUGGUGGCUACAAGGAAGUUGACUAACUACAUGUAUAUUCUGGAUCUAAAGACGCUUGUAUGGACACGUUACGUUGCUCCUUUUUUCUCUGAUCAACCACCUCGGCCACGUUACUUUCAUUCAGCAUGUGCAUACAACAAUUCUAUCGUCAUUUUUGGAGGAAUCGGUCAUGUUGGUACAUCCAAGGAGCGCCUAUUAGAUGAUGUAUGCGUAUUCGACAUUGACACAAUGUGCUGGAGAAUACCCGACAUACCACCAUCCGAAUUUGCACCACAGCCACGUUACGCUCAUCUUGCUGUUGUCACGGUCCAAGAUUGCAUGUCGAUUGUUGGUGGGCAAGAUAUUGACAACAAUUAUAUCGGUGAUGUGAAUGUACUUGACCUCAAGAAAUUGGAAUGGCGAUUUGGCAAGACACAAGAAAAGCAUGUGGGCGUUUAUCAAUCCGUAGCCGUGGCAACACAACCCAAUACACCAUUGCCAGCUAUGCUCAAAGAAAGUCUUGGUGAAAUACCAUCAGAUGAAGCAGUGGAUGCAGAUCGAGAGCCGUUAAUGGAUGAAGUGAAUGCCAACCAGCGUGCGUCUUUAAUGCGAGGGAGAUAUGGGCAGCUGAUGCAAAAUCCUGAGGAGCCUAAUCCAUUGUAUCUUUACACCAACAUGAACUUUGGACGACAUACCAAGCAUGAACUUUUACUUGUAUUAUCGCCAGCGUCACCACGUACCGUAAUUGAAGAUUGCUCAGUGUAUAUGAAUGGAUCGCCUAUGCCACCAGCUUUACGAUUCCCAACAGGGCAUUCUCUUGGACACCAUCUUAUUCUAUCAGGCACACAUCUUUCAGCACAUACCCACGAGUUUAUGAUAUGGUCACUGGAUCUCGGCACACUUACAUGGACACGCAUUGACACGGGUACCAGGUUUGCCUCGGGAUCAUGGAAUAGGGGUGUGCCUUACGAGAAUGCGAAUCGUAUGCUGGUAUUUGGCAACCCAUCACGCAAGCUCCUGGAUGAUUACAACAAUCGCCUUGUGAAUUUCGAUCAUGUGGCAACAGUGGAUCUCGAGGCAUUCGGCGUAUACAAAAUGCCUCAAGCAACAUGCUCUUCCUUGGCACAAGAAAUGGGUCUUUCAUUGUUGAACGAGCCAGCAUUCACAGACUUUUAUAUCAUCACAAAGGAGCACCAAACGAUAAGAGUCAACUCAACAGUGAUGCAACAACGAUGGCCGUACUUUGCAGACAUGAUGAAGAGACACCGCCAGCAAGAAAAGGACAAGCACAGCAAGCAGAAGCGUGUUUCUAUUGAGGGUCAUUCAAGAAAUCGAGGACCAAAGAUUGGAAGUCCAAGAGGAUCGAUGAUGUUCCCAUAUCCAUAUCCGGUUGUGUUGGGUUUGGUGCAGUACCUUUACACUGAUAAUCUCUUCACCACACAGCAAUAUCAACCACACGUCUUGUCACAGCUAUUAUUAUUAGCCGACAUUUAUGGAAUGAAACGUCUUCAGCAGCUUGCAACACAUGCACUUCACCAAAUGUUGAGUAUCUCGACGGCACCUUUGAUAUUCGAAACAGCAGCUCUUUCUCAUCAAACCAGCCUCCAGAUUCGUGCAUUGAAGAUGAUGAUCACAGCCAAAAAGAUGUUACAAAAGCAACAAGAAUUGAAACAGCAAGAAGGAGGAGGCAAUGUUCCAUCCACCACAAGUACAACUACAGCUACAGCUUCGAGAUUAAGGUACUCGUCAACGUUUAAUACAGUGAACAACUCACGACGUACAUCAAGCAUUGCGGCAUCUUCUGAAUCAGCCGGUGGUACCACCACAGCAACCAAUACAAACACAUCUCCUUCAGCAUCAUCAUUCACACCACCAUUAUCAUCAUCAUCAUAUGAUCACAUUCAACAUCUUCCUCCACCACCAAGGUCAUCAUCCACCACUAGACCUCGCGUACGUUCUUACACUGUACCCAAAAGAGGAAAAUCGACAAGGCAAAAAUCGUCUCCAGCGCACUUGUUGACCGUAUCACCUCCUCCUCGUCCUGCCAACUCUACGACUGCUGAUAACAAUAUCAGAUCAAAAUCAUGGGCAAGUUCACCUGUAACACGAUCCUCCACACUCAGCAUCGUCAAUGAUCGAAAUGAAGAGGAUACCACACGACAAGAUGAUAUUAGCCCUCCCAGUACUAGCAAUCAACAUCCAUCCUCAAGAAGAAGUAAAUCCUUCAAACAGAAAAGUUCGUCCUUUUUCGAGUCCAUAGGCAGCAGGUUUUCCAUUUCAUCCCAACAUCAAUAA
Messenger RNA from Lichtheimia ornata, 2412 nucleotides. RefSeq lists its product as uncharacterized. Gene Ontology annotation, biological process: cell redox homeostasis. Bases 1 to 2412 code for a protein of 803 amino acids. Gene Ontology annotation, cellular component: mitochondrion; cytosol. Lineage: Eukaryota; Fungi; Mucoromycota; Mucoromycetes; Mucorales; Lichtheimiaceae. The transcript has a single exon. Gene Ontology annotation, molecular function: protein binding. The record is from RefSeq and is a predicted model, not a curated record.